Arachis stenosperma is the source of this 429-nucleotide messenger RNA. RefSeq names its product protein PAL OF QUIRKY-like. NCBI's taxonomy places the organism in Eukaryota, Viridiplantae, Streptophyta, Magnoliopsida, Fabales, Fabaceae. The transcript is spliced from 2 exons. The coding region runs from base 1 to 429 and encodes 142 amino acids. Gene Ontology annotation, molecular function: protein binding. The record is from RefSeq and is a predicted model, not a curated record.
AUGGAAACGAGUCCCAGCCGUACGAUUAAGCUCCUCUGCAACUACGGCGGCAAGAUCCUCCCACGUGCUACCGACGGUGAGCUCCAUUACAUCGGUGGCCACACCAGAGUCUUCACCGUGGACCACUUGUUGGUAAAGCUAGGAGAGUUGUGCGGUUCGUCUGUGACGUUACGGUGUCAAUCGCCGAACGGAGACUUAGAAACCAUGAUCUCCGUCACCAACGACAAAGAUCUGACGUACAUAAUCGAAGAAUAUGACUGCGCUUCGUCGAAACUACCUCAUCCGUUGAAGAUCAGAGCCGUGCUAUUUCGGCCAAAUUCGUCGAAGAAGGUUUCUCCGGUGACGUCGUCUCCGUCGUUGUCUUCCUCUGCUUUAUCCGUCGUUGUCCUCAUCCAACUACUAAUCGCAUCCCCUUCAGAUCUGAUCUAA